AUGUCGUUCUUUCAGAAGAUCCGGUCCAUCAUGGGUGGUUUCCUUCAACGCGGCACCUUCCCUGUGAUUUCUUUGGAUACUCUCUGCCUCCCACACAUACAAGGUGGACUUGGUAUCAUCGAUCCUAAGACGCAACAGGACGCUAUACAACUUAGUUGGUGUCAGCCUAUCGCCCGCGCUCCUCGGUCUCCACCUGGUUUGGUACCGUGCUGGAUGUCCGGCUUGCUACAGACUUCACUCCCUUCUCUUUCUCCCCUCUUUCCCUUUCUAUUUCCAAGCAUACGUCCUUAUGGAUGGCGGAAUAUUACCUCUACUCUGCACUUGGUCCUCGCUGCCAUCGACCGUCUGCCACACAACUUUGAUAAUGUAGUUCUCUCACUAUUGUCCCCGCCUUCCAAGCACGCUUCCUCCCGUCCUGGUAAGAUCCCUUGGUCUCCCAACUCUUCGCCUUUGACCUUUCCCUGGCGUCGUUGCGGUCAAUCUCCAUCACCAACCACCAUCGGCGCUCUCGUGUUAUUAACAAGUUCCUUGGUCGAGUUCAACUUAACACUCUUACGUUGCAUCCGAUCAUUGUUUGUGCUUGUUGUUCUCCUUGUGAAUUGGCCGAACAAUAUCCGCCCUUCCCCAUUCAAGACGGUGCAUCUAUUGACUUGUCCCCUUUCUUUUAUGCGCUUGUACCUUCUCAAACUUGGGCACGUCUUUCCACCCGUACUUUCCGCGGGCUGUGCUCCCACUAUCUCGUCUGUGGUCGCUAUUCUAAUCCUUCUCUUGGCUCUCACCAUUGACACAAAUUUUGGUCUUUUCCUCUUCCCCUUGUGGCUCACAACAUUUGGUUUUUUGGCCUCUACAACAAGAUUUCCUGCCGAGCCCGUCUUCACUCUUUGCUUCUUCUCGAUUUUCCUUCUCCUAUCUGCUCUAUUUGAUCCCUAUCCUCUGACUCCUAAGACCACUUCUUCUUCACUUGUCUUCUCAAAAACGAGUGAAAUACCUACCCCAACCGCACUAUACAACGCUUUUCGCUUCGUCUCUUUUCCCCCUUCCCUAAGCUCGUCCAUUCCCCCUUCUGCUGUCUUUGGAGGCACUUUUCUUGCUAUAUGGCGUCACCACUGGACUUUCAUCUUUGACGAUUCACCUUUUGUUCCUUCUGCUGCUGUUGAUAUGGCUCGCAGGACCUUAAACCGCAUAUGCCAAGAAUUUGACCUCGAUCCUCUCUUUUAA
Phycomyces blakesleeanus NRRL 1555(-) is the source of this 1218-nucleotide messenger RNA. RefSeq lists its product as hypothetical. Bases 1 to 1218 code for a protein of 405 amino acids. The record is from RefSeq and is a predicted model, not a curated record. Lineage: Eukaryota; Fungi; Mucoromycota; Mucoromycetes; Mucorales; Phycomycetaceae. The transcript is spliced from 3 exons.